This is a messenger RNA of Meloidogyne enterolobii, 1170 nucleotides long. Lineage: Eukaryota; Metazoa; Nematoda; Chromadorea; Rhabditida; Meloidogynidae. The record is from the annotation of a GenBank genome assembly.
UUGUUAAUCUCAUCAUUUUUAUAUUUUUCACAUUUUAUCUCUAAUAAACGUAAAUCUUUUAUUUUUCACAACUUAAAGAUGGGAUCGCAAAAAGUAGAAAAAUAUUUACAUGACAAAUCAAUUUCCUUGGAUGAUACAAAUAUUGCUGAACAAUUUCAAAAGCUUGAAUCCUUUUAUAUAAACAAUAAUUUUGUUUCGGCAAUUGAUUUGAAUGAGUUUUAUGAUUCUUUUAUCAAGGAUUUUGAACAUCGUAUUCAUCCAUUAAAAUUGAUUCAAUUAAUUAUUCCCAUUGCGGAAAAUAAAUUUAAGAAGGAAGAAAAACAAGCAGCAUUUGAUUUCUUGAAGAAAUUUGAAAAUGUUGUCAAAAACGAUGCAAGAGCUAUGACUCGCCUUAUUUCUGGCGAGAUUCAACUUUAUUUGCUUGAUUUGAAUGAGAAUGGACAAUGCAAAGAAAUGGAUUUAGUCAGGAAUAUGAUUGGAGAAACAGAAGAGCGCUUAAAUCGUCUCUUGGAAGUUGGCCCUGUCUCCGCUGCCUACCAACGUCAAGUCGGUGAUUAUGCAGCUUAUUAUGUUGAAGCUCUUCGCUAUUUGGGAUGUGAGGAUUUGGAAAAUCUGAAAAUGUCAGAAAGGGAAGAAUAUGCUCUUUUGCUUUGUGUUGCUGCACUUUUAGGUGAAGGGGUUUAUAAUUUUGGUGAAUUGCUGGCCCAUCCCAUUUUGGAAGCACUUAUGGGAGGUCCAAAGGAAUGGAUUGUUAAUGCCUUAUAUGCUCUAAAUGCUGGAGAUUGGAAUGAGUUUGAUAAGUUUAAAGGGAAAUUGCAAGAUGAAGCUGUUGACAUCUCGGCAAAUAUGAAAUUAAUUGAAGAAAAAUUACGUUUGCUUUGCCUUAUGGAGCAAAGAAAUCUUUCUUUUGCAAACAUCGCAAAAACGGCACAUUUGGAAGAAGAUCAAGUUGAAUUGCUUGUUAUGAAGGCUUUGGCUAAUGACUUAAUUAAAGGGCAUAUUGAUCAGAUAAGCCAAAUUGUCAAUAUUACUUGGGUACAACCGCGAGCACUUUCUUCUGAACAGAUAACUGCUAUUGAGACACGACUGAAUGAAUGGCGUAUUGAAGUUAAUAAAAAGGAGAAAUUGAUGGAGGAAAAUGCUAGUGACAUUAUUAUUGCUUGUAAAUGA